Penicillium maclennaniae is the source of this 1404-nucleotide messenger RNA. RefSeq lists its product as uncharacterized. The record is from RefSeq and is a predicted model, not a curated record. The transcript has a single exon. Lineage: Eukaryota; Fungi; Ascomycota; Eurotiomycetes; Eurotiales; Aspergillaceae. The coding region runs from base 1 to 1404 and encodes 467 amino acids.
AUGUUAACCACAUUCCUCUGCAUUGCCAGCGCGGCGGGAGUCUUGGCUGCAUCUGUCCCUACUCCUCAUCGAUUCGAUUCGUCGGCGUUUGCUGCGAACGACAUUGUCGAGCGAGACUUUGCCAUCAUCGGUGGAGGAGCAGCAGGGACUUAUGCAGCGAUCAGUUUGGCCGAUCAAAACAAAACCUUCACCCUGGUCGAAGUCUCGGACAGACUUGGGGGACACACCAGGACCUUCCAUGACCCUGCAACUGGGGCCAAAGUCGACUUUGGCGUACAAAUUCACCUCGACGACCCGAUCGUUCGCGAGUUUUUUGCCCGUUUGCGCACACCUCUGGCCAAUGUCGAGCUCAAGGAUUUCGGCAUCCCCCAAUAUUAUGACUUCACCAAGCAAGUUGCCCUGACCAACUACACCCGGGGCACUGUUCAACCUGACUACAUUGCCGAGCUUAACAAGUAUCCUUAUCUUGACAAUCUCAUUGAUCUGCCCAACAAUUUCCCUGCCGACCUGCUUCUUACCUGGCCGGAAUUCGUCAAGAAGAACAAUCUUUCCUACGGCUCGGCCGUGGGUGGUCUCUCGUGGCCAGCAACCCCUGGCGAUCCAUUGGACACCACCGCGCUUGCCAUUUUUAAUGAUGGAAAUCACGUUGAGUUGGAAGAGUUUGCGGGAGCUGCUAUUCACAGUGCCGAUAAUGACAAUUCCGAGAUUUACGUGAACGCUCUGGCCGAGUUGAAGCCGCAUGUCUUGCUGGAAUCUUCCAUCAUUGCAGCUCAGCGUGGCUUGACACGCAAGUCCGGCGUGCAGCUCGUGGCCAACACCCCAUCUGGCAAAAAGCUCAUCAAGGCCAAACAGCUUAUCAUUGCUAUGCCGCCGGUCUUGGACAACACCAAGUAUUUCGGUCUCGAUCAGCAGGAGCAGGCCAUUCUGAGCAAGCUCUCCGGCAAAUACUACUACGGGGGCGUCGUAAACAACACCGGGCUUGAGGAAGGCGUUGCUUACACUAACGUCGGCGUGGACAGACCAUACCAAGUCGCCAGUCUGCCCGGUGUGGUGGAGAUUGCCCCCUCGGCUUCUCCUGGUUACUAUUUUUAUUGGUACAACACGGUCCAGGCCCAGACACAGGCUGAGAUUGAGAGCACUGCUCGAAGCACCAUUAAGUGGCUGCAGACUCAGAACAAUGCUAAGACCCUCGAGCCUAACUUCGUCGACUUCCAGGAUUACUCCCCGUUUCAUCUGACCCCUCCGAUCAAGGACAUUGCUGGCGGCUGGUAUGGCAAGAUGAAAGGUCUCCAGGGUCAUAGAAACACUUGGUAUAUCAGUUCUUUGUUUGUCGUUGGCUCGACCCAGGUGUGGAACAACACUCACAACAUGCUUCCGGACAUAAUCAAUGCUGCGCAAUGUUAG